Pocillopora damicornis (cauliflower coral) is the source of this 1562-nucleotide messenger RNA. RefSeq names its product substance-K receptor. Gene Ontology annotation, cellular component: plasma membrane. Gene Ontology annotation, biological process: G protein-coupled receptor signaling pathway. Gene Ontology annotation, molecular function: G protein-coupled receptor activity. Lineage: Eukaryota; Metazoa; Cnidaria; Anthozoa; Scleractinia; Pocilloporidae. The record is from RefSeq and is a predicted model, not a curated record.
AUGAACAGUUCAACACCAGACUCUUCUAAUACAAAUAAUACCUCGACGGUUCAGGAAAACAUGGGUUCACUUGGAUUCUAUGGUACAGACGAAUAUAGCGCCAUUAUUGUGGCACUUCUUACCGUUGUAAUAGUGUUUGGUGUUUUGGGAAAUUUAGCCGUUAUUGGAACGCUAUUCCAACGCCAGCGAAACCUAAAGACCUCUAGUAACUACUUGAUCAUAAAUAUCGCCGUUUCCGAUCUCUUAGUUGCUGUCAUUAUAGCUCCACUUCGCUUUGUAGAAAUGUACCAUGGCUGGCCGCUCGGGAAUUUCUUGUGUCAUUUCUUAGCGCCUCUGCAAGACGUGAUUGUAUGUGUUUCUGUAGUCACACACACCUUCAUUGCGCUGGAACGAUACCGUGGAAUAGUCCAGCCAUUUAAAGAAAAGCUCACCAUUCAGCGAACAAAGCAAGUUAUUGGAAUCAUUUGGCUAACCUGCUACAUUGCAAGUGGGCUUCCUGUGGCUUUUGUGGUGAAGGAAAGCGUCGAGCGUGGACACCAAGUUUGCAAUAUUUCGUGGCCAUCAGAUCUUUCUCGUCAACUUUUUAUACUUUACCUAGUCAUCAUAUUUGUCUUCAUACCCUUGGUCAUUCAGACGUAUGCCUAUUCACAAAUCGUUAAAGUAGUUAACUUAGAAAUUACAGCUGUCAGGAAAGACGAGUUCGUGGAAAUUCGCGCAGUUAAACUUGCGCAAAGCAGAGCUCGCGUGCUUAAAACGUUAAUCCUGCUUGUUUGCGCAUUCUACAUAUGUUCCAUUCCCCGUGUAUUUACCAUGCUAUUGUGGGAAUUCGGCGGUGGCCUGAAAGAGAACCUCGAUUUCCAUUACGCCAUCACAAUAACUCUGAUUGUGUAUUACCUUAAACACGUGAUCAACCCAUUCAUCAUCUUUGGUACGAGUGCAGAGUUCCGCUAUAAUUGUGGCUACAUGUGUUGUCCACCAAAUGAGUAGGCGGGUUUGUCACAUUCACCACGACCAAAACUAGCGAGUAGCAACUGAUGAAAACCUGCUGAACUUUGGUUUCACUUCUGGAACUACAUUUCAGCGAUAGGCCAGUGGAGCCGGAUAUGCUCGUAGCGUCCAAGAAAUGAAUGAAGGACUCAUGACGAUUUCACGUUUGUGAGAAAAGCAGACUGAACUUAAUUUCUGUUUGCGUUUCCAAUCAGCACAUUCACUAUUUAUUUAGUUAUUGGGAGUUUCCAAAACGUUAGAAUCAGGUCUUGAUAACAAGAUUUAGUUCGGAAUCAUGCAUUUAUUGUAGGAGCAGGCAACAAACUCAUUUAUUGAGCAGCUGAGAUAAUUAGCAAUAUUCAAAUAUAUCUGAAGGAUACAUUGUAUCAGAUAGGGCCAUAGCUUAAUUUAACGUUGAAGAAAAAAAAAACGCUUUCUCUGAAGAAAAAUCGUCAAUUUUUAACAUCCCAGUCUUAAAAUAUGAUAAAUGUCAAUAGCUCUAGAUCGAAAGCGUAUCUACACGGCCAUUACCGUACAACGUACAACAGCUUAUUAAAGCAUCUCGUAUAGCUGCU